CCCUUCACUGAUUCCUUUGUGUAGUAAUCUGCCAAGUUGUUAACUCAUUAGCAAGUUGCUCUCCCCUUAGUGCUCUCUCGUCUGCUUCUUGGGACUUCCCAGGUCGACGUGGGCUUUAACAAUCUCUGUCAGCUUCCAAAGGUUCCUUGAACUCUAUUAAGCGUGAUAUUCCCCAAUUGCAGCUCGGCUACUCCCUAGUCCGUGGACCGUAAUGUAUCCUAGGACAGCGAUAAUUCCGCGAUAAGGUUUUCCUCCCCACUUUCUGCAGGUUGCCUCCUUAUAAGUAGUCCUAGCUUGUCUCCCUUCAUUUGUGCCCCCAAUGACAAAUAACCUGCAACUUGUUCGGUCCCUCCUCGCGUUCGCCGUCCUCUCCUGCUUGCUUUUCCUUCCCGUGGUUAUUGCCAAAUCCAAUCACCAUGGCCACAGAAAGAAGCAUUCCCACCCAAUCUCGCAAAUCUCCGCCCAGCCUUUCCCUGCCCCUGAGGCUGCCCCUGGUCCCAGCUCCGAGGAUGAACCAGAGGAUGAGACGGGGGUCUUUGAUGUGAGGAAGUUUGGGGCGGUAGGGGAUGGGGCCACAGACGACACGGACGCAUUCAAGAUGGCCUGGGACGCAGCGUGCAGGGCCGACAAUGGUGGUCGAUCCACCAUCCUCGUGCCUCGUGGUCAUUCCUUCAUGAUUCAGUCCACCAUUUUCACCGGGCCAUGCAAGUCCAGCAUCCUCUUCCAGAUUGAUGGGACCAUAAUGCCACCGGAUGGGCCUGAGCUGUGGCCACAGAUAAAGAGUAAGAGGCAGUGGCUGGUCUUCUAUAGAGUCAGUGGAAUGUCUUUGCAAGGUGGCGGCCUCAUUGAUGGCAAAGGCGAAAAGUGGUGGAAUCUCCCUUGCAAGCCCCACAAGGGAGUGAAUGGAACAACUAUGCCCGGUCGGUGCGACAGUCCGGUGACUUUAAGGUUCUUCAUGAGCAGUAACCUGACGGUUUACGGCCUCAAAAUCAAGGACAGCCCUCAGUUCCAUUUCCGCUUCGACGGGUGCCAGAACGUCCGCGUCCAGUCCCUCACCAUUAAGUCACCUGCCUUGAGCCCUAACACCGACGGGAUUCACAUAGAGAACACAAACAAUGUGGAGAUUUACGAUUCUGUUAUCUCCAAUGGUGAUGAUUGUGUAUCGAUUGGAGCUGGCUGCUACAAUGUUGACAUAAGGAACAUAACUUGUGGUCCUAGUCAUGGAAUAAGCAUCGGCAGCCUAGGCGUGCACAAUAGCCAUGCGUGUGUGUCAAACAUCACUGUGUCAGACUCGAAGAUCAAGCAUUCCGACAAUGGGGUUCGCAUCAAAACUUGGCAGGGCGGGUCCGGGGCGGUGUCCAAGAUAACCUUCAACAACAUCCACAUGGACACCGUCCGGAACCCGAUCAUCAUAGACCAGUACUACUGCCUGACCAAGAACUGCACCAACCAGACGUCGGCCGUCUAUGUCUCGGACGUCAUGUACUCAAACAUCAAGGGUACGUACGACGCGAGGAGCCUGCCGAUGCACUUUGGGUGUAGCGACUCAGUCCCGUGCACGAACCUCACGCUCUCCGAGGUCGAGCUGCUCCCGGCCCAAGGGGAUUUCGUGAUGAACCCUUUUUGCUGGAAUGCUUAUGGGGUUAUGGAAACCCUAACUAUCCCGCCGGCUAUGUGCCUUUUGGAGGGAAUACCAGAAAAGUUAACGGAGCCUGAGGUUGGUCGGUGCUAAUUUGGAACCAACUUGGAUUAUAUUUAUGAACAAAUGGAGAAAAAGAAGAGAGAAAGAACAACGUUAUUGUAUCAAAAAAAAAUGUACGUAGAAAAGCUAAAAGUAGUCUUUAUCUAAUUACAAUAAUGACUAUUUUCCAGUUAUACACACAUAUAUAUAGAUAUAUAUACUCCAAGUUUUCCUUUUU
Punica granatum (pomegranate) is the source of this 1919-nucleotide messenger RNA. Lineage: Eukaryota; Viridiplantae; Streptophyta; Magnoliopsida; Myrtales; Lythraceae. The record is from RefSeq and is a predicted model, not a curated record.